Molecule: messenger RNA, 3681 nt
Organism: Oryzias melastigma (Indian medaka)
Lineage: Eukaryota; Metazoa; Chordata; Actinopteri; Beloniformes; Adrianichthyidae
Product: cGMP-dependent protein kinase 1
Exons: 21
Coding region: 179-2494 (771 amino acids)
Biological process (GO): protein phosphorylation
Molecular function (GO): ATP binding; cGMP-dependent protein kinase activity
Source: RefSeq, a predicted model, not a curated record
CGGACAGCGUGCUGCCGCUCACGCUCAGGUGUUUGCUGAUCCCGCCUCUCCUGGGCUCUCUGUCCGGAGACAAGGACCUCAGAGCGAUGGUGGCCUCGCCAGGCGACGGGAACGGGACGUCCAGAGAGCUGCAGGGAGGUCAAGGAGAACCGGAGCAGAAACCCAAACCUCAGAGGGAAUGUGGGGUUUACUUCACAGGGCCCCCGGCAGUCUGCGGGACCUUCAGCUGGCUCUGCAGCUGAAGGUGGAGGAGCUCCGUCAGAGAGACGCGCUCAUCGACGAGCUGGAGCUGGAGCUGGACUGCAAGGACGACCUGAUCCGACAGCUGCAGGUGGAGCUGGACCGGUUCCGCGGCGCGGCGCAGCGCGCGGGAAAGGACUCAGACACUCAUCGAACAAAGAGACACGCCUUCUCUACUGAGGCCCCGCCCAUGGACCCCGCCCAGCUGGCCACCGUCAGCAUCACCGGCUACAGAAAGAGCAAAGAGUCCAGAGAUCUGAUCCAGAACGCUCUGCUGGACAACGACUUCAUGAAGCACCUGGAUCAGGAGCAGAUCGCCUCCAUGGUGGACCGCAUGUACCCCACCAGCCUGGAGAAGGGCAGCGGCGUGAUCCGGGAGGGCGAGGCGGGAUCAACGCUCUACGUCCUGGAGGACGGGACGGUGGAAGUGACCAAGCAGGGAAAGAAACGGAGCGACUUCAGCGCCGGGAAGGUGUUUGGAGAGCUGGCCGUCCUGCACCGCUGCACCUGCACAGCCGCCGUCACAGCUCUGACCGACAUCCGGCUUUGGGCGCUGGACCGUCAGGACUUCCAGACCGUCACGAUGAGGGCCGGCCUCCUCAAACGCUCCCGCCACACGGACCUCCUGCGCAGCGUUCCCUGGUUUCAGCCGCUGCCCGAAGGCGUCCUCUGCAGGCUGGCUGACGCUCUGGAGGAGACCGUCUACAGUGAUGGAGAGAUCAUCGUCCGUCAGGGAGCACCUGGAGACACCUUCUUCCUCAUCAGUGAAGGGCAGGUGAAGGCGUCCCAGCAGUCCUCAGCUGAUGGCGAGCCGCUGAUGGAGUGGACUCUUUCUGGAGGGGAGUGGUUUGGAGAGCGGUGUAAACCUUUAAACACAUUUUUAUUUUUAGAGAUUUUUAUAGAACUUUCUCCCCUUUUGCUGUUUUUUUCUCGUUCUUUGAAACUUUCCUCGCCAACGUUUUGCUCCUCCCCCUGCAGGGAAGACGUCCGCGCCGCCACCGUAACAGCCGUGGGAGGGGCCACGUGUCUGGUCAUCGACAGGGAGACUUUCAAACGGCUGGUUGGAGAACCGGACGGAAAACCGGACGGAGAACCGGACGGAAAACCGGAUGGAGAACUGGACCGAGAACCGGACGAAGAACCGGGCCGAGAACCGGGCCGAGAACCGGACGAAGAACCGGACGGAAAACCGGAUGGAGAACUGGACCGAGAACCGGACGGAGAACCGGACCGAGGACCGGACAGAGGUGAUGACGGCGCCGGCGUUGAGUCCAGAACCGGGUCGGACUUCUUCUCCGGUUUGUCCCUCAGCCGGUUCCGGAUCAUGUCCACUCUGGGUCAGGGAGGCUUCGGUCCCGUGGAGCUGGUCCAGUUGGAGGACGAUCCCACUCGCUCUUUCGCCUUGAAGGUCCAGAAGAAGACCGGGAUCCUGCAGACGGGCCAGCAGAACCAGGUCCGGUCCGAACGGCGCAUCCUGACGGAGGCUCACAACCCGUUCAUCGUCAGGUUGUACGGGACCUUCAGAGACUCCAGGUGUGUGUACCUGCUGCUGGAGGCCUGCGUGGGGGGCGACCUGUGGUCUCUGCUGCAGGACAGGGGGGCUCUUGAUGACGGCGCCGCUCGCUUCUAUGCUGGCUGUGUGACUGAAGCUCUGGUCUACCUCCACCUCAGAGGAUUCGUCUACAGGAACCUCAAACCGGAGAACCUCCUGCUGGACCUCAGAGGAUACGUGAAGCUGGUGGACUUUCGCUUCGCCAAGAAGGUGGACGUGGGGAAGAAGACGUGGACGUUCUGCGGGACGCCGGAGUACGUGGCUCCUGAGAUCCUCCUGAACAGAGGCCACGACGGCUCGGUGGACUGCUGGGCGCUGGGCAUCCUGCUGUUCGAGCUGCUGUGUGGAAGCCCUCCUUUUUCAGGUUCUGAUCCGUUGGAGAUCUACAGCGUCAUCCUGAGAGGGAUCGACAUGAUCCAGUUUCCCAGGAAGGUCACCAAGAGCGCCACCAACCUCAUCAAAGGACUCUGCAGGGAGCGCCCCUCAGAACGGGUCGGGAACCAGAAGAACAGGUUGAGGGACGUCCAGAAGCACAAGUGGUUUGACGGCUUCAACUGGGACGGCCUGCGGCAGAGGAGCAUCAGAGCGCCGUUUGAACCCGCGGUGGGCCGGACGCUGGAGCACAGCAGCUAUGACAGCUUUACAGAAGACACGGACGAGCCCCCGCCGGACGACGGGUCUGGAUGGGACGCAGAGUUCUGAUGACAUAAUCCCUGCAGAUUCCAGAUUACCUGCUGUAAUCUGAGUAUCAGAUGAUGUACAUAAAACUGUUGAAAUGAAAUAUUUUAUAUCAAAUCCAGAACGUUUUACUGGAAAAGUUUGGAGUUCUAAGAUAACAACUGCAAAACAUGCAAAAAAGUUCAUUGUAAAAUGUAUUUUUUGUUUUUUAUUAAAUCUGGAUGACGACUAAACGCGUGACGGUUCAUCCCUCCAUCGACAGACCGGACGGUUUAGUUACCUGAGGAUUACCUGUAAUCUGGAUUACCAGCAGACAGUUUCUGUCAUGAGGUUAGAUGAUUCCUGGAGACCUCUAGAGGAAACCAACUGUUUGUCUGGGAUGUUUUGGUGUCAUUUGUUGAUGGUCUCCACCGGUCUGUGGGCGGAGCUUAUUGGAUGAAGAACUCUGAUUGGAUGCAGACAUGCUGAGUGAUGUUCAGGUUUAUCAGUUUGUGGUUUUUUAGUUAUAAUUUUAACUUGUAAUUGUAAACGCACAAUAUAUAAAACCAAACAAACAUUUGAUUUCUGUUUUUUGUUCUUAAAUACAAUAGAGUUCCAUAAUAUUGUAGAUAAAUGAUAUAAAAUGUAAUAAUUUGUGACUUUCAGAAUAAAAGCCUUAAUGUUGUUCUGGAUCUUUUCUAUCAGGAAAAUCUGAAACUAUCAUCAAAGGGCUGAAAAUCUCCAACAAAAACUGGGUGCAUUUAAAAUAAUACUUCUAUGUGAAUAACAUUUGUAAGUAUGAAAACUAAAUUCUGAUUUUUUGUUUUUGGUUUGUAAAAAGGGAGAAUAAGUGUCGUUCACCAGAGCUGGAAACCAAAGCAGAAAGUUUGGGAUUUGAAAGAGUUUGACUGUUUUUAGAUUCUUCUGUUUGUGUCGAUACUGAAUUUAUUAUAAAGAUAAUCAUUAGUCUUGAAGUGGUUUUAUUUUUCUUUUGGUGGAAAAUAAAAACAUUCUGUCAGAAAGAUUGGAUUCUAAUCCCUGAAGGUUCGUUUUCUUUUUAGUUGAGUUGAAACGUUUUGGUGAAAGUUCUCCUUAAAGUUAUUUGAUGUUUUUUCUUUAUCUGUCUCCAUCAUUUCAAUUGGAACCUCCACGUGAUGACAGUAAAUAACAGACACUAAGCUGCUCAUUGUUGUUCAUAAAUAAACUUGACAUGUUUUCUGUUUCGUUUGUGU